AUGCAAAACACCACACAGAUAACUCAAUCUCAAGGCACACCAAGAGACACACCAAGAGACACACCAAGAGACACAACAAGAGACACACCAAGAGACUCAUCUCAAGGCACACCAAGAGACACACCAAGAGACACAUCUCAAGGCACACCAAUAGACACACCAAGAGACUCAUCUCAAGGCACAACAAGAGACACACCAAGAGACACAUCUCAAGGCACAACAAGAGACACACCAAGAGACUCAUCUCAAGGCACAACAAGAGACACACCAAGAGACACAUCUCAAGGCACAACAAGAGACACACCAAGAGACUCAUCUCAAGGCACAACAAGAGACACACCAAGAGACUCAUCUCAAGGCACAACAAGAGACACACCAAGAGACUCAUCUCAAGGCACACCAAGAGACACACCAAGAGACACAUCUCAAGGCACACCAAGAGACACACCAAGAGACUCAUCUCAAGGCACACCAAGAGACACACCAAGAGACUCAUCUCAAGGCACAACAAGAGACACACCAAGAGACUCAUCUCAAGGCACACCAAGAGACACACCAAGAGACUCAUCUCAAGGCACACCAAGAGACACACCAAGAGACUCAUCUCAAGGCACACCAAGAGACACACCAAGAGACUCAUCUCAAGGCACACCAAGAGAACAAUGA
Molecule: messenger RNA, 666 nt
Organism: Biomphalaria glabrata
Lineage: Eukaryota; Metazoa; Mollusca; Gastropoda; Planorbidae
Product: sialidase-like
Exons: 2
Coding region: 1-666 (221 amino acids)
Source: RefSeq, a predicted model, not a curated record